AGACGCGAGUCACGCCCGCUGAAGUCGGGCAGCAGGAGUCAGAGUCGCGCGCGCGGUGAGUCGUCGGUCGCGGGGAUGGAAGCGGCGGAUAAGCGGUGAGCGGCAGCGGCUCCGUGAUGCGGCGGUGUGUGACUUUACUGCUGAUCGCACUGACGGCGGGCAUGAGCGUGGCACUACAGAUCCAGUGCUAUCAGUGUGAAGACGUUAGGCAGGAUGACUGCACCUCGCCAGAGUUCAUUGUCAACUGCACAGUCAAUGUGCAGGACAUGUGUCAGAAGGAAGUGCUGGUCAUGGAGGAUGGGAUUCACUACAGGAAGUCAUGUGCGUCGUCAGGGGCAUGUCUGAUCGCAUCGUCAGGCUACCAGCAGUUCUGCACGGGGAAGCUGAACUCCGUCUGCAUCACCUGCUGCAACACGGCGCUCUGCAAUGGCCCACGGCACAAGCGGAGAGCCGCAUCCCAUGCCGGCGCCACAGCCUCCAUAAGCCACUACAUCGCCCCUCUGCUCGGCCUUUUCCAGCUCUACCUCUGCUCGCACUGACCAGCACACGUCUGAUGUGUGUCUGUGUGUGUGAAAGAGAGACUCACGGGACGGAGCGGAGUGACAGAGACAUCUGCUGGCAGGAGCAGCUCUCACAAAUUACAGAUCCUGUCUUCUUGCUUUCCUUCAUUCUCAUUAUUAAUGGACAUUUGGGCGGGCCUUCCUCAUUUAAUCCCACCAAUCACAGCACAUACACAGAGAAAAACACCCGUGCUUAACUGAGAGCAGGACAAUCCUCAUCAUCAAACAUCAUCAGCUAGAAUUAUCUCUAGACAUUACUCAACUAUAAUUUAUAUCAUUAUAGUUCUCAAUUACAUUAUAAAUUCUACAUUUAAUUCUAUAUCUAUAUUGUAACAGAGCCA
This is a messenger RNA of Carassius auratus (goldfish), 901 nucleotides long. RefSeq names its product ly6/PLAUR domain-containing protein 1. Gene Ontology annotation, biological process: acetylcholine receptor signaling pathway. The transcript has 3 exons. Gene Ontology annotation, molecular function: acetylcholine receptor inhibitor activity. Bases 117 to 539 code for a protein of 140 amino acids. The record is from RefSeq and is a predicted model, not a curated record. NCBI's taxonomy places the organism in Eukaryota, Metazoa, Chordata, Actinopteri, Cypriniformes, Cyprinidae.